UGGGAGGGUGCGCUGUGCGGCACCGCCGAGGGCCUGUGGAGCCUCUUCCCCUCAGGCGUGCCGCCGUGCUGCGCUGUUUGGAUCCGGGCAGAACGUGCGCGUCCUGAGGGCUCCGUGAGUGCCCGGUGACCCGCACAGCACAGAGCCAGGAGAGCAUCUGUCAGAGAAACGUGGAAGAUGUGAGCCCUGAGAGGAGCACGAAGGAUGUAAGCUGAAGAGAGAAGCCUGGAGAACGCAGACUGAAGGACGGUCCUUGUGUGGUUACUCCAGAGCUAGGGACAGCUCGUUGCCAUGAACACUUCUCAUGCAAACAGGAUCACAGAAUGGCUCGGGUUGGAAGGGACCCCAGGGAUCAUCGAGUCCCAACCCCCUGCCACAGGCAGGGUUGCCAACUGUUGGAUCAACAAACAUGCUGAAUUGUUUCCUUCCAUCCUUUCCUUCAUUCCAAGCCAACAAACCAUUGCAAAAUCUCCUCAGAGUCCCAUCGUUCAUGGUGUUUUUCUGUAUCUUCACUGAAAUAAUAGUGUUUAUUUUUAUGUAGCAGGAAUGGAAAGACAAGAUGCUUUCCCUAACAAGGCAUAGAUGCAAAUCCUAUUUAGGAUGGGUUUCAUGUUUGCAGCGAUGGGAGGUCUGGCUCUGAUGAAAAUCAUGUGUGUAGUUAUUUUAUGCACUGCAGGUUUCAGAUGGCUGGGAUUAUGUUCUUCCAAUUUAACAAGGUUGUCCUCUGAGUAAAUGGAGAGAGCUGAGUCACAGCAUAACCCUUCAUCCCAGCUCUCGUGAAUUUAACAAGUAAGAACUGUCUGAAGCUGACCUUGGCACUCUGAAAAGAGAGUCCUUGUUGAACAGUACAUGCAAUUAACAUUUUCCAUUUCCUUCAAAUCUUGCAUAUUAGAGCAAACAAUCAUACCAGCGUAACACUGGGCCUUUCAUUUGGGAAGCUGUUAAAUUUAGUUCUAAUUUUUACUGCUUUAACAAAAGAGGAUACCGAGGGUGUGUAAGUGACACUUUGUUUUAUUGCACGGUAAUGUGAAGGUGCCCGAGGGAAUCUGGCAUUCAUUGAAAUCAGAAUCUGAUAAAGCAAUCUUAGUUAUCUAUGAAAGGAACGGGUUGUCUGAACAAAAAGGAGCCAGUUCAGCAGCCAUGGUGGCUCUGGGUAACCUCUGUGCAGGUCACUGUUUUGACAGCAUGCCAUUUCUUUCUGCACAGGACAUGGGACAGGCUGCUAAAUCAGCAAGGACCAUUGUCAUCUCUGGUGUUCCAGAUGGUGUUCUGAACGAUGAUGUCAUGAGUGACAUUCUGGUGAUUCAUUUCCAAAAGGCAAAGAAUAAUGGUGGAGAUGUGGAAGAAGUGAAAUAUCCAACAAGGGAAAAAGGAGUUGCAUAUAUAACUUUUGAAGAUCAAGAAGUUGUAGAGAGUGUUCUACAGAGGAAUGAGCAUCGACUAGAGGACAGGAGGCUGCCCAGAUACUAUCCUCUGAAAGUAACCCCUUUCUGUGAAAAUGUCUUCAGCUCUGUCACAGCUGUCCUUGAUAUGUCUGUUUUCAAAGAUAAAUUUGUUUUGGAGGAUCUAAUACAAGAACUUAAAAUGAAGAGCACAGCUUUGAGCUUUGGUUCUUUGCAAUCCAACGGGCAUAUUUCUGUUCAAGGGCCAUUUCCAACAAUCAAAUGGCUAAGAGACUUUCUUUUACUAAAAGCAAAAUCCCUCUCAGAGGAUAAAAAUGAAGCAAGUAAGUCCCAUCAGAGACCAAAGAAGAGGCUGAACAAACACAGACUCACCAGAGAGGUGAAUAAUGUUGUUCAUGAUGCUGAAGGGGAAAAGCAAGUGGUUGUUCUUGACACAGAUAUAUACCACUAUAUAAAGUGCUUCUUUGCCAAGGAACUCCUCGCAGAUAGCGAUGUUGUGAUUUCUGACAUCACUGAUGGUGAUGUAACUACACUGCAUCUUCAGAAAGGCAGAAACAAGCCUGAUACUGGACAAGUAUUAAGAGUCAAGGAGAAAAUUGAAACUCAGUCUAUAAAACUUCAUAACAGUUUACGUAAAGAAAGGAUCAACUUUGAGAGGAGCACCAGAGAUAAGAAGAAAUACAGAUUGGUGUGUGGAAGUGUAAAAUCCCGCUACCCGGAUGUUUUGGUUAUUCCUUAUGACACUCAUAUUGAUGUGAUAGGAAGUUCUUCUGCAGUUUUUGAAUUUACACAAGAAGUGAACAAAAAAAUUCAGAGCCUGUUUCAAAACAGGUAGAAAGAUAGCACUCAUGUUUGUUGCACAGUGCAGUUCUAAUGAGCUGUUCUGGUGCAACCUUUGUGUCACUUCAGGUCUGCCUCAUUUCUCCUACACAGUCUGGGAAUGCUGCACAUGAGGAUGAAAAAGCCCAUUCCUCCCCAGAUACCAAAUAAAGUUCAGACCAAGAAACAAAUGAUCUUUGUAUCUCUGGUGAGCUUCAAGAUGGAAGAAAUGAAGCUUCUUCCGUCCAAACAGAGACACAUUCUUCCUUUCAUUUGCUGCAUUCUGGCCACAUGCACUCUGUCUUGCCGUCAUGGAGUUUAUGAUGUGAAAAGAAGAAUUUUUGAAGAUUUUUCAUUAGCAUAAGAAAUGGUAACUGUAAAGCUGAGUGAACCAACCUGGUAUGAUAUCCUGCAUAGAAGUUUACGUGUUUCUUUGUGCAGGGAGAUGACCACUGAAGGUAGGACUGGUGGCUUGCUGCUGCUGCCCUUAUCUGCAGAAGAAAGCUCUUGUUGAGAUGCACAAAGAUAGAACUUUAGUACUUGAGAAGAUGGAAUGCUUGAUAAAUCUGUAGGCUUGUCAUGUCCUGAAAAAGGCUUUACAAGCUGGCACCAGAAGUUCCUGAGAGAAGAAACUGAGUUUGUCUUUGUAGGAGCGAUAGCAGAUUUUUUUCCAGUAGUAACAGCAGCUGCAGCAUCCCUGGACAGCGUGUUAUUUAGACAUGGAAGUAUAUCCAUCAUUUUGAUGUGAAAAUCUUGGCACAUUUGAACUUUUAAAUCAAAUUCUAUUUAUACAGUUCUUAGGCCCAAUGUGGGAAUAGUUUUUCUGGUCUAAAUCAUCUAGUGGUAUAGAUACACCAGAUAGGAGCAGUCCUUUUUUUCUGUGCAAAACUGAUUAGUUAAUGCAAUAAUUAGUAGUUGUAACUGAGAACAGGAACACCUUUAUCCUAUUAAUGCUUUCCAGUUGUGUUUUCCAGACCUUGUCAGAGGUUCAGACUGCGGGGAUUUCUGCCAUCUCCUGUAAGGAUAGGACAGCCUGAUGAAGACUUAGUGUUAAUUACUUUCUAAAUUGAAUGCUUUAGAACACUGAAUAUCUCUUUUGUUAGCAGCUGUACACAUUUUAAGUUUUUGAUAGGUUGAGGUAUGCAAAUAGUUUUAAAAAACAUUCUUAAGUCUACUGUUUAGACUUACCUGCUUGUGUCUGCCUUGCCCUUUGCUUUCACUUCUAGAGUUAAGUGCCUGGAGUUAAAACUGAGUGCUCACUACAGAAUUCCAUCUGAUCCAUGAGUUAAAACGGGGUGCUCACUGUAGAAUUUCAGCCUCGUUCACUGAAAUUGGGGAUCAAGGCAGUCCACAGGAACGUGACAGCUUAGAGCGUGUGUUUUAAAGUUAAACCUUUUCCGUGGAGAUCCAUUAUUAGUCCAAAUAUGCACCCUUUUGUGAUCUUCUUAGAAAGCCAAGUUGAAAGUGUGUUUUGUGAUUUCAGAAUGUUCAGAAAUACAUUGCUAAGACUUACAGACCAUUAGUUCUUUCACAAGAAAAUCUUAUGAAAUUGAAUUUAUGAUCCUAUUAAAGAAAUGAGUUUCAAAAUGCUUUGUGUUCUUUAAGCAACUCCUAGACUUUUAGUUGGAAGCUCAUCAUGCUUAAGGCAUUUUCUUGUCGUGACUGAUUACCCACUGCAGUUAUGCCAAUGAAAGAUAAAAGUCGUUAAACUAGUACCAGUGCUGUGUUUUAAAAUACACUGUCAAAGUGGGAGGAUGAUGAGCUGAAGUGAUGUGCUGAACUGGGAGGGAGGGGUGCUUAAAGGCUUAUAUCUAUGCCAGGUUCCUCUGUAGCAGUAGUACAUGCAGAGGCUGGAGGGGGGCAGGGCAGAGUGCCCAGAGCCAGGUCUGCUAGGGCCCCUCCUGCUCCCCACUGACCAAACCUUGGCCUUUUUCAGUGCUCCCCACAGAGCUUAAGCAAGGAUGGGAAGUUUUUUAACCUCAUAAAGGAGAGAAUUCUCCAUGAAGGUCAAACAUUUAAUGAAAUGAGUUCUCUUUUCUAAUGGCUGUGUUGACCUUCCAUUCUCCUUUCUGCAGAGUCUCAGUGUUGGGUUUUUUUUUUGGUUCCUAGAGUUUCCUUUGCACUUGCAGAAAUGCUUAGGGCUCAUAAACCAGCAGCACUGAUGUCAGUCAGAAUACCAGCGGGUCAGGCUGAACUACAUCCAUUGAGUCAAUUUUGACAGCAGCACUGGUAGAGGUACUGCUCACUUCUGGUUGUCUGGGUUUUAGGUCAAAACCUCAAAGUCCUUUAAAGGCUGCAGUUGAAUAAAACUUUUAUUGCUGUUUUACAGCAGUUGUCACAGCUCCUCUUCAGAUUCACUGGUCCAUCAUCCCAUUGUCAGCUGAGCAUUCGGGCCGCCAGGUGCUCUGCCACCAGCACUGCCUUGUUUCCUGGGGUCUCUCAUCUGCUUCCUCUGGUCCCAUACCUUGAUGUCAUUUCUUUAGAGUAAAUUGGGAUGUGAGUCCAUUGUGGACCAGCACACACCAUCUAUUGUUAUGCUCCUGGAUCUCUGUGCUGCUAUUUCAGGUGGGCUUUGCAGCAGCGCUGCCUUGGAAUAUCUCACUUUUCUCAUCUCUGAUGGUUCCUUGUGGCCCAGCAAGGGCAGGGUUCAAAGCAAGCAUCCCACACAGUGUCAGUGCUGGUAGCCAAGGGGCUGUGGUAUGUGCUGUGGCUGCCUGAGCUGCUCUUUUAGAUGUAACUCUACAGAGCAACCUUUUUCAGCAGGUGAAAACAUGCAGUGUGGUCCACCAGGAUAGACCUAUGUUUGCUGUAAGAUAAAAACGGCAUUGGAGCAGAAUAACCUCGUGAGUGAAACACGUAUUCCUUCCUUCCAUCAUAACGCAGUUGCUGUGAAAAACAAUAGAUGUUCAGCAAAAAAAAGAAAGUCUGGUUUUAUCCUUAGUGUGGACACAUAAACAAAUACAGCAAAGCAGACUGGUGUUAGGUCUGGUAGGAGGCUUGCCAGCUAUUAUUCUCACAGUCACUUUUUAUGGCAAGCAAAGCAGUGUUAUAACUUGAGCUCCACAUAGAAAAGGGAUUUAAUAUUUGUGUAUAUUGCAAAAUAUCUGGGAAAGCAUAUUAGAUGCAAUUCCUAGAUCUAAACCAUCAGUGCUGACUCAGUAUUCUCAGCACCAGAUUUGCACUUUUAAUUUGAAAAGAGAAUUCACUCCCGGGACCUCAACAAAAUAUUUGUCCUUAUUGCUGUGCCGACGCUUGCUGCCCUUUACCAGAUGGGGAUAUGUAACAGUCAUGGAGUAAAAAAUACAACGCCUGAUUUUGUCUGAAGGCACAGUUCCCACUGACAUUAAGACAAAGCCUUAACGAUAAAAUAAAAUAAAAUAAAAUAAAAUAAAAUAAAAUAAAAUAAAAUAAAAUAAUCAGCCACAACAACCAGCAGAAUCAGCCCUGUUCCUGGCAGAGCAGCACUGCACUGUGGUCAGUGGGUAACUACCUUUUUCUGUUGUCUGGAAACCUGAGUGCUAGAGAGAGGAUUUGACAUCCCUUAGCAGGAAAAUAUUAUACAAUUUGGUGGAAAAGCAAUCUCAUUGCUGGCCUGAGGGGAUGGGGGAGGCGGACGGAGGGGGAAUGAUUUACUGGAGUGCUUUUGCCAUCGCUGAUGCAAAGCUGUGGUGUGGCCGAGGGAGGACAAAGCCUCUGUUACUCCCCAUUGUGCCUGCACGUCUAAUAAUGCAGUGUAAAAGGUGCCUGCAAAACAUGUGGGAAGGGGGUCGGUUGGUAUGUUGGAAGAUCUUUCUUGCAGGUAUAAUUGUUGUCAUCCAAUCUGCCUCGGCAAUGUUUGAAUCGCAUUGAAACUUCCUCUAUGCAUUUGUUCAAAAAAAAAAGAAA
Messenger RNA from Meleagris gallopavo (turkey), 6107 nucleotides. The record is from RefSeq and is a predicted model, not a curated record. Lineage: Eukaryota; Metazoa; Chordata; Aves; Galliformes; Phasianidae.